AUCAGCUUCAAUUAUUCGAAACCCCUUUCACGUACUUUGAGCUCGAAACGAUUCUACCAAUCCAGAGACAAUUUGCUCUAGAGCGAUAAUUUACAUCCAUUUUUCGCUAUAGUUGUACGUUCUUUUCUCACUAAUGGAUAUUUGAGCCCCGUCCCCUUCUUUUUGGCGUUAUAGUAAACCUGGUUUAUCUGGCGAUAUCCUGUCGAGCACAACAUGACGGUCGCGCGGCCAGUUCGGGCGUUGAUCGCCGGCGGAUGCAUUCUCUGGUGUUUCUUUCUAUGGCAGAUAUUUGCUCCAUCAUGGUCGCUAAGAGGUCCCGGUGAUCGCUACUCCAAUUUUGAACGGGAUCCUAUGUUAGAUCCUACCGAUGAACCAGAAGGAGUGUUACAUCGUACGAGUCCGAGAUAUGCCCACGAUGCGAAAAAGACGGAGCGCAUCGAUGCGACGCUAUUAGCGCUUGUGCGGAACGAGGAGGUGGAUGCCAUGGUCAUGUCGAUGAGGGACCUCGAAAGGACAUGGAACUCCAAGUUUAAUUACCCCUGGACGUUUUUCAACGAUAAGCCUUUCACGGAAGAGUUCAAGAGGAAGACAAGAGCGGCUACGAAGGCGAAAUGUAACUACGAAAUCAUCCCCAAGGAACAUUGGGACAUGCCCUCCUGGAUCGACGAAGAGCUCUUUCAAGAAUCCGCAAAGAUCCUCGAAAAGAACGGCGUCCAAUAUGCAAGCAAGAUAUCAUACCACCAAAUGUGUCGAUGGAACAGCGGUCUCUUCUACAAGCAUCCAGCCCUGAAGGACAUUCGCUACUACUGGCGUGUCGAGCCUAACGUGCACUUCUUCUGCGAUGUCGACUACGAUGUUUUCCGCUACAUGCACGAUAACAACAAGACAUACGGCUUCACCAUCAACCUCUACGACGAUCCCAAAACCUUACCUUCGUUGUGGCCCGAGACAGUCAAGUUUCUCGCUGAGCAUCCUAACGCAAUUCACGAGAAUAGCGCUGUAGCUUGGGUCACCGAUGAUAUUCGUCGGCCGUCAACGAACAGAAAGGCUCAGGGAUACUCGACAUGCCAUUUCUGGAGUAAUUUUGAGAUUGCGGAUAUGUCAUUUUGGAGGAGUAAGACUUACGAAGACUACUUCAACCACCUCGAUCGUGCGGGUGGAUUCUUCUAUGAACGAUGGGGUGAUGCUCCAGUUCAUAGUAUUGCACUUGGUCUAUUUGAGGACCAGAGCAAGAUUCAUUGGUUCCGUGAUAUUGGAUAUCAACACAUCCCCUUCUUCAACUGUCCCAACUCACCAAAGUGUAAGGGCUGUGUAACUGGCCGUCUCACUGACGGUGAGGCCUGGUUGCAUCGAGAAGACUGUCGACCCAACUGGUUCAAGUACGCCGGUAUGGGCUAACAAGCUUUGUCUCAUAUAAAAAUUUGACAAUAUUUGAUGCAUAGAAAGGGGUACAGAGUUUUGGUUUCUGGCAAUUUGGAUAACGAUUUGGCGCCGGUGGAAAGCUAUUAAUGUUCAAGCAAGCUGGAAGGGGUAUCAUGAUGGACAAUAUUUUGUCUGUACGAAUUGGAAAACGCCUUUGAUGAUGAUGUAUUAGAUUCGAGAAUAAACAAAGACGCUAUCUCGCUUGAUCUUAAAAGUAAUGGGUAUAAAAGAUGUCUACAAGGCUCCGUAGACAGUCACCACGCCUGAUGUUCCACCAACGCAGAACUGAUCUCCCCAGCCAUCCUCCCUCCACGCCAUACAACUCACAACAUUACUCCUCGCCUUCUCCUUUCCAUCCCGGCCAACAGCCUUCUUCUUAGGUUCAAACCCUUCUGGCCCCCAAGGAACCGUCACCUUGGCCGCCAACUUUCCCGUCAACAAAUCCCAAGCCCAUAUCCUUCCAUGUCCGUUAGGUGCAGGCUCACCGGCCAUGGCAUCGCCAACCACUACGUACUUCUCUUUGCCUCCCAGCAGCGCCUGCAGCUUGACAUCUUCGUUCUUCCAUCCUGGGUCGGUGUAUGCGCGUAGACAGGAGCCGUUGUCGCGGUCCAUUAGACGGAGCUUGUUGUCGAGACUUCCGACCAACAUGGUGCGUCCGUCGCGGGUGAGACUGAGACUCGUAACGGGUGCGCCUAUCACAUCGGUUGUGACUUUUCCCAUGCGGAUAUCGUAGCUGCGUACGCGACCAUCGACGCUCCCUGCGAGGACUUCAGGGCCACGGAUGGCGAGACAUGUUACCGCAUCGUUGGCAUCAUCGAGAACCUGUAUAGGCUUGAAGCUGUUGCUCUUCGUAUCCCAUAAUCUCACCGUAGUGUCAAACCCUGCGCUGACAAUAAUAGAAUCACCUUCUCCCGCAAAGCUCACACAAUUAAUACGAGCCGUGUGGCCAUGAACGUUACCACCAAAUCGCUUAGUCGUAACAGCAGUGCUCACGUCCCAAAGGAACACGCUGCGAUCACCGCCAGCCGACACAAACCGUUGAUUAUCGGCAGCGACAGAGAGGCUCAACACUUCAUAGCCGUGAGCAGCAUAAGUCUGAAUCAGUCGACCCUGAGGAACAACGCUGUGACGAUCACCGGGACCAGAUGUGCUGGGAAAUGGGUUGUAGAGGCGGAUGGAUCGGUCCGCGGAACCGGUGAGGAUGUAGGUGCCUGGAGAGGCGGAGUAUGCAAGGGCAUGGACCGGGCCUUUCAGUGUGUGUUAGUGUAAGCGACAGCGCGGCAUAUGCCUUGAAAUUGCUAUAAGUUGGUGGGAUAUGACAUGAUACGAUAUGAUGGGAUAGAUACGCCACGCCUGAAGCCAAGAGUAAAGAUAUGGAGGAACUGACCAUUAGCGCCCAAAAGAUGAGCAGAUGGCUUAUCGGGAAACCCCAUUUCAAGAUAUUGAUAAUUAUUGAUAUUGUCAAGUAAAGAGUGAGAUGAAGGAAGCUCUGACGUUUCUGCGGCAGAUGCAUGUUUCCAGUGCAUUACCUAAUCAGGCUAGCUGCAUAUCUC
Messenger RNA from Fusarium odoratissimum NRRL 54006, 2975 nucleotides. Its product is annotated as mannosyltransferase. The coding region runs from base 214 to 1398 and encodes 394 amino acids. The record is from RefSeq and is a predicted model, not a curated record. Gene Ontology annotation, cellular component: Golgi apparatus; membrane. Gene Ontology annotation, molecular function: alpha-1,2-mannosyltransferase activity. NCBI's taxonomy places the organism in Eukaryota, Fungi, Ascomycota, Sordariomycetes, Hypocreales, Nectriaceae. The transcript is spliced from 4 exons. Gene Ontology annotation, biological process: protein O-linked glycosylation; protein N-linked glycosylation; cell wall mannoprotein biosynthetic process.